Hibiscus syriacus is the source of this 1708-nucleotide messenger RNA. RefSeq names its product D-xylose-proton symporter-like 2. The coding region runs from base 69 to 1574 and encodes 501 amino acids. Gene Ontology annotation, molecular function: fructose transmembrane transporter activity. Gene Ontology annotation, cellular component: membrane. NCBI's taxonomy places the organism in Eukaryota, Viridiplantae, Streptophyta, Magnoliopsida, Malvales, Malvaceae. Gene Ontology annotation, biological process: transmembrane transport. The record is from RefSeq and is a predicted model, not a curated record. The transcript is spliced from 14 exons.
AAUCUUAGUCAUUGUUAGUCUCUUUUAUGUGUUAACUGUGUUGCAGUCUUCAGAUUUCCAAAAGAAGCAUGGCAUCGGAUCAUGAGCAGCCCAGGCUUUCCUCUCUUUUAAAGGAUGGAACGUCUUCUGGUGAGAUUGGUCAGGAACAUGAGCCUCUUAUUAAUGGGGUUUACAGUUCUGAGAGCUAUUCUGCUUCUGCGACUAUCUUUCCAUUUCUCUUCCCAGCACUCGGGGGACUCUUGUAUGGUUAUGAUAUUGGUUCUACAUCCUGCGCCACAAUUUCUAUUAAGUCAGCUACUAUAAGUGGAAUUUCAUGGUAUGACUUGUCUUCAGUCGAAAUCGGUCUCAUUACUAGUGGCUCGUUAUACGGGGCCUUGAUUGGCUCGAUCUUGGCUUUCAGUAUUGCUGACUUUCUAGGACGACGAAGGGAGUUAAUUACGGCUUCCAUCAUGUACCUUGUAGGAGCACUUGUGACAGCAUUUGCACCUAACUUAGUAGUUAUGGUUAUUGGACGUUUUGUGUAUGGCAUAGGGAUCGGACUGGCAAUGCAUUCUGCUCCAAUGUACAUUGCGGAGACAGCUCCAAGUCAGAUUCGUGGUGUACUAAUAUCUCUGAAAGAGUUCUUUAUAGUUCUUGGGAUGGUUGCUGGUUAUGGAAUUGGCAGCCUCUUAGUUGAAACAGUUUCUGGCUGGCGCUAUAUGUAUGGAGCUAGUACCCCUUUGUCAGUGAUCAUGGGAAUUGGACUGUGGUGGCUUCCAGCAUCACCUAGAUGGCUGCUAUUACGUGCCAUCCAGGGAAAGGGCAAUAUGCAGGAGUUAAGAGAAACUGCAAUAUGUUGUUUAUGUCAACUUAGGGGUCAAUCUAUUGGUGACUCAGCUUCUCAGCAGGUAGAUGAGAUUUUGACCGAGCUUUCUUAUGUUGGUGAAGAAAAAGAAGUCACACUAGGGGAAAUAUUCCAUGGAAAAUGCUUGAAAGCCAUGUUUAUAGGUGCAGGUUUAGUUUUGUUUCAACAGAUCACCGGUCAACCAAGUGUUCUGUAUUAUGCUGCAUCAAUAUUUCAGAGUGCAGGAUUUUCUGCAGCAUCUGAUGCUACCCGAGUCUCAAUUUUACUUGGUUUACUGAAGUUGAUUAUGACAGGAAUAGCUGUUGUAGUUGUUGAUAGGCUUGGGAGGAGACCUUUAUUAUUGGGUGGAGUUUCUGGGAUGGUUAUUUCUUUGUUCCUUCUUGGAUCAUACUAUCUUUUCCUGGAUGAUUUGGCGGCUAUUGCUGUUGUUGCACUGCUGUUGUAUGUUGGAUGUUAUCAGCUAUCUUUUGGUCCUAUCGGCUGGCUGAUGAUCUCCGAGGUUUUUCCCCUACGCCUCAGAGGGCGAGGACUUAGUGUUGCUGUGCUUGUGAAUUUCGGAGCAAAUGCACUUGUAACAUUUGCAUUCUCUCCUUUGAAGGCAUGGCUUGGAGCUGGAAUUGUGUUUUAUGUGUUUGGAGUCAUAGCUAUAUUAUCUCUCAUCUUUAUAUUCUUCAUCAUACCGGAGACGAAGGGGCUGACGCUCGAGGAAAUUGAGGCGAAAUGUCUAUAAGUUUCAGCGCCAUGCUUACCUAUGCAAUGGUCGAAUGCUUAGUAGAAUACAUCCCUAUGCAAGUUCAAACAUGCAGGAUAGUUCAUCCUUUUUUCUCCAAAAGAAAACAAACUUCUGCAACAUCUAGGAAAAAA